Tigriopus californicus is the source of this 472-nucleotide messenger RNA. RefSeq lists its product as uncharacterized. The coding region runs from base 68 to 451 and encodes 127 amino acids. NCBI's taxonomy places the organism in Eukaryota, Metazoa, Arthropoda, Copepoda, Harpacticoida, Harpacticidae. The transcript is spliced from 3 exons. The record is from RefSeq and is a predicted model, not a curated record.
AAUCAAUCAGUCUUGGUCGCGCUUCUCAUCUAGAUACUUUUGAAUAUUUGUUCACUAAAACACGAAGAUGAAUUUUAAACUGCAACUUGAGCUGUGUUUGAUUCUGUUGUUACAUCUGUCCACAAACUUAGUAUUUGGAUUACAAUGCUACUCGACCAAAUUUCAACCCAAAGAAGACACCAAUGAUGGCGUUGUAGUGAAUUGUCCACCAACAGCCGAGCAUCCCGUGCGACAUUGUAUCAAAUUUAAAGACGACACCUAUUCGACAUAUCGAUGGAACGAGAUCUGGCGAGACUGUGACCACACCUACGAGGAGAUCAUGGGCUACGACGUGUUUAACUCCUCCAUUUUGGGUUGCCGCACUUACACCAAACGAUUGGUGGGCAUGAACACCAACGGUUGGUUUUGCGUUUGUGACACGGAUUUUUGUAACGGCGGCAUCACAUUUUAAUAUAAACUUGUAAACGUGCAA